AUCAUCAGCAUCAUCAUGGUCAUCAGCCUCUCCUGCCAAUCCACUUCGGCCACCGUCCUCGGGCUCGGCCAAUCCGGCGCCUCGCAGGCGGUCUCCCACCCCGGCGACUCGGACGCCAAGUGGGCCGCAAUCGCCGGUUCCGCCUCCACCUCCGCCUCCACCACCCUCAAGGCGCCGGUGGAGACGAGGCUGCGCGAAAGUCGCUACGGCGUUCCGUUGACAUGGCGCGCCGGCGAUCUGGGACAUGUCGACUCGUGGAGCUACAUGGACGCCUAUCUCGGCGACCAUCCUCACAUGCAUCCGGUGCCCAUCUUCAUUUCGGUACCACAAGUCGGCUCCGCCAACCAGAACACGCCCACCACCCCCGCCCCCGACGACACCUCCCCACUCACCAUGCCGACUGGCCAAUCGCCCGCCCAACUAACACACUCGGCCUAUUCACCAUUCUUCUCCUACCCCCACCUCCAGUCCUAUCCACACUCCUACCUCCAGACAUACCCCCACCCCCACCCACAGACAUACCCCAAACCCUACUUCUACCCCUGGCCAGUCUACCCCACGCCCAACAAUCCCCUCGGCGCCCGGCUCAUGCAGCCUGUCCUCCCACCGUCUCCGGCCGGUUCGAGCCAAUCGGCUGCCGCCUAUCAACUCGGCGUAUACGGUCUCCAGGGCGACAAUAACAAUCCGAUUCGCUACCAGAACGACCAGGUCGGACAGAACAUGUCCUAG
Messenger RNA from Protopolystoma xenopodis, 729 nucleotides. The record is from the annotation of a GenBank genome assembly. NCBI's taxonomy places the organism in Eukaryota, Metazoa, Platyhelminthes, Monogenea, Polystomatidea, Polystomatidae.